CUCUAUAUCUGGAUUUCAUACCGUAUAGUAAAAAAAUUUACAUCCAUUGAAAUGAUUAAUUAUCAAUUAUUUAAAUGAAUUGUGAAUUUUAUAAAGAAUUUAUUUGCUCUAUAUUUUUGUGUCCCAGUGUUUUGUUUUAUGAAUUUUAAUACAUAAAGUUUAAAGAAAAAAUAAGAAACAUGAAAGAAAAAUACGAAAUCGAAUCAAGAAGUGAAAUACAGAAUUUUUAUGCCGAAGAAAGUGUACUAAUUACAGGUGGUACUGGUUUUCUAGGAAAGCUCUUGAUUGAAAAGCUUCUCAGAAGCUGCCCUGAGCUUACUUGUAUCUACGUUAUUGUAAGACCAAAAAAGGGCCAAGAAGCUCUGAAUCGAUUUGAGCAGAUUUUCGAGGACCCGAUAUUUGAUCGACUAAAAACAGAAGUACCAAAAUUUCAACAUAAAAUACAAGCAGUAAAUGGUGAUUGUACACUUCCCGGUUUAGGAAUAUCAAACAAUGAUAGAGAAUUUUUAUUGAAUAAAGUUUCCAUUGUCUUUCAUGUGGCAGCAAAUGUCAGAUUUGAUGAAAAGUUAAAGCAGGCAGUUUCUAUCAAUGUUAAUGCUUCAAAAGAAAUCAUUGAACUUUGCAGAUGUAUGCUUCAUUUAAAGGCUUUUAUUCAUGUUUCCACAUUUUAUUGCAAUUGUGUGAGAAGAGAAAUUGAGGAAAAAUUUUACGAACCACCAAUGUCAGGUGAUAGUAUUAUAAAUUUAGUCGAGUCGAUUGAUGAAAAAAAAUUGGAUGACAUUACCAAUGUUUUAAUUGGUGAUUUUCCAAACACCUAUACUUAUACAAAAGCUAUUGCCGAACAAGUGGUAAAGCAGUAUGCCAAAGGUCUACCCGCAGGAAUAUUUAGACCUGCAAUAGUGAUAUCAACAUAUCAAGAACCAGUACCUGGAUGGGUGGACAAUGCUUUUGGACCUACCGGUGCAAUGAUUGCCGGUGGUGCUGGUAUUUUAAGAGUAAUACAUGCUGAUAAUUCAACAAAAACAGAAACAGUUCCAGCAGACUAUACUAUUAAUGCACUUAUUGCAUCUGCCUGGAAUGUUGCAAACGAAAAAAACAUAAAUGAUGAACCAUUUAUUUACAAUUAUUGUUCAUCAUGGUCAAAUACCAUAACAAUUGGUGAAUUUUGGCAAUUAGCAUUAAAAUAUGGAAAACAAUUACCAAGUGUCAAAAGUUUGUGGUGUUAUAGUUUGACUGUUGUGACAAAUUAUUAUUUAUAUUUUAUUCUAUGUUUCAUUUUGCAUAUAAUUCCUGCAGUUAUAAUUGAUGCUGUACUCUUUCUUACUGGCAAAGAAACCAAAGCAGUUAAGAUUUAUAAACGAAUUCACAAAAUUUUAUCUGCGACAUCGCAUUUUGUUUUACAUCAAUGGGAACCUAAUCUUACAAGAACAAAAUCACUUUGGCAGAAAAUAUCAGCGAAGGAUAAAAUGAUAUUUCCAUUUUCAAUGGAUAAUUUUAAUUGGGAGGAUUAUAUGCAAAUUUAUGUUCAAGGCUUAAGGCUUUAUAUGUUUAAAGAGACUUUGGAUACAAUACCAGCAGCUAAAAUUCGGAUGCACCGAUUGAAAAAAAAAGUGCCAAUCACCUGUACAAAAAUGUAUCCCGAAAUUGACAUCGCACAAGAAACACAGAAUACAUAUUCCAAUAUUAUUGGAGAGGAAACAAACAAUAAUAAAAUUACCAACACACAUGGAAAUGGAUUAUAUCAAGGGACACCUAUUCAAGAAUUUUAUGCUGGUCAAAAAAUUUUCAUUACUGGAGGAACAGGAUUUUUGGGAAAAAUUCUAAUUGAAAAACUUUUGAGAAGUUGCCCAAAUGUGUCUACGAUUUAUCUUUUGAUACGACCGAAAAAGGAGAAAAAUGUUGAAAGACGAAUUAAUGAAUUAUUCGAUGAUUUGAUCUUCGGAGUACUUAAAGAGAAAAUGCCAAAAUUUCGUCAUAAGGUCGUUGCAAUUGAAGGGGAUUGUACACUUGAAGGCCUAGGUCUUUCUUCAUCUGACCGAGAACUUCUAAUACGCGAAGUGUCAAUAAUUUUCCAUGUGGCUGCAACUGUUCGUUUCGAUGAAAAAUUAAAAAAUGCAGUUGCAAUCAAUAUACGAAGUACUGCUGAUAUUUUGGAAUUGGGCAAGGACAUGCAAAAGUUAAAGUCAAUGAUCCACGUAUCGACAGCUUAUGCAAAUUGUAACCAGAAAAAGAUCGAGGAAAAAUUAUAUACAUAUCCCAUCGAGUCUGAAGAUCUUUUGAAGCUGGUUGAAUGCCUUCCUGAAGAGGUCAUUGAUGGAAUCACCCCAAAAAUAAUUUCAUCGUGGCCAAAUACUUAUGCCUUUACAAAAGCCCUCGCAGAAGAUUAUGUGAGAAGAAAGAAUAAAGGACUACCAUUAGGAAUAUUCAGACCGGCAAUUGUUGUUUCUACAUCUAAGGAACCUAUUCCUGGUUGGAUAGACAAUCUUUAUGGUCCAACUGGAGUUACUGCAGGAGCCUCAACCGGAAUUUUGAAGUCCCUGCAUUGUAAUCCAAAAGUAAAUGCCAAUAUUGUUCCUGUGGAUUUGACUGUUAAUGCUUUAAUAGCAAGUGCUUGGGAUGUCGCUAUGCAACCAACGAGGAGAGAAGAAGAUAUGUUAAUAUAUAAUUUUGUAUCUUCGGAAGAUGCACCUUUAACAUGGAACGAGUAUUGUAAAAUAAAUACAAGAUAUUCUGAUAUUUAUCCACCCAGCAAUUCAUUUUGGUAUUUGUCAUUUAAAAUGAAUAAGCAAAAAACAAUUCAUACAGCAUCUACAGUAUUUUUGCAUUUAUUACCAGCUUUCAUUGUCGACACAGCUUGCAUUUGUCUUGGUCAAAAACCAAGACUAAUGAAAAUGUAUCAGAAAAUUCACAAAUUCACAGACGUAAUUUCACAUUUUUGUACCAAUGAAUGGACAUUUAGCAAUGAAAAUGUACGAUUUUUGUACGAUAGAAUGGACACAAAGGAUCAAGAAAUUUUUAGUUUCAGUAUGAAAAAUUUCAAUUGGGAAAAAUAUUUCGAAACUUAUUUAAAAGGAAUACGAGUCUAUUUGUUUAAAGAUAAUCUCGACAAUUUGGAAAAAAGCAAAUUAAGGUGGCAAAGGCUCUAUUGGUUACAUCAGUGUGUCAAAGUGAUGACAUUCACUGUUGGAGUUUGGCUUUUAUGGCGAAUAUUCACAACUGCUUUAAGUUUAACGUAAAAUUUUACAAUGUUAUUCUUUUUUUUUCAUCGAACAAAAAUUCUAGUUAUAAAUAAAAUAUCCGUUACACUGUAAAUAUUACUAAAAUUUAUACUUUGUAAUUUUGUCUUUUGUCCACAUAAUAUAAUACGUAAAAUUAAUUGCAAUGAAAAGAAAUUGUAAUUUAAUUAUAUAAGAAUUAAAGAGAUUUCGCAGAGAAUUAACACAAAAAAUUUGUACAAUUUCUCUUCUAUUGGAUUAAAAAAAAAUUACAGUAAAAUAUUUUAGUAAUAUGCGUACAACUGUGUAAAAAAAAAAAUUUUUCUGGAAUCGUUUCCAAAGAAUUAAAAAGUUUA
Leptopilina boulardi is the source of this 3571-nucleotide messenger RNA. RefSeq lists its product as uncharacterized. The transcript is spliced from 20 exons. Gene Ontology annotation, cellular component: peroxisome. NCBI's taxonomy places the organism in Eukaryota, Metazoa, Arthropoda, Insecta, Hymenoptera, Figitidae. Gene Ontology annotation, molecular function: alcohol-forming very long-chain fatty acyl-CoA reductase (NADP+) activity. Gene Ontology annotation, biological process: long-chain fatty-acyl-CoA metabolic process. The record is from RefSeq and is a predicted model, not a curated record. The coding region runs from base 180 to 3236 and encodes 1018 amino acids.